Molecule: messenger RNA, 2327 nt
Organism: Pseudogymnoascus destructans
Lineage: Eukaryota; Fungi; Ascomycota; Leotiomycetes; Thelebolales; Thelebolaceae
Exons: 7
Coding region: 381-2327 (648 amino acids)
Cellular component (GO): nucleus
Molecular function (GO): nucleic acid binding
Source: RefSeq, a predicted model, not a curated record
CUAACAUCUUCAUUGUUACGGACAGGCUCAACUAACACUUUUGGGUAGCAAGUGUAUCGACGACUCUGAUGGAUAGAUUAUGGCUCGACAGUAUCAAUUGAAGUGAAUAUAAUCCCCUUACUUGUUGCAAACCGAUGGACCAAAUCCCAUCUCUAUUUCCCCUGGAGAUGCCAGGACCAGUUAUAUGCCAGCGUGUGUGUUUGGGUGAGCCCAGCUUCCUGCAGCCAGGUUAUUAUUCACUCUGGACGACCCAAUGCAUUUAUAAAUUUCCAACAAACACAUAUGGAAUGAAACGGUAGGCCACCUACCUGCAAUCAAACCUCCUUCUUCUUCAGAAACAACAUCUCCCGGUUUCCCUCCUUAAUUGGACAGCUGCUACAAUGGGCGACAAUAUCGAUCGUUUGCGAGCCCUUCUGGGAGAAGGAGCCCGGGAGGCUCCUGCUUCUCAAGAAGAACCCCAUGCCAAUUCACCCCAGGACAGCACAGCAAUAGACCCAGUGGACUACGCAUCAACGGACCCGGAAGAUGACGAGAAGAUUCUGAGCAUCUCGCGUGUACUUGGUGGCGAAAUGGACCCCAAGAUUAUCAGUGUGCCAGAAUCUGAGCCAGAGCUUCCUGCUUAUGAUUUGGAGACAGGAGAGCUCGCACCAGCUGGACACAACUUCGUGCCUUUGAAAGCUCUGGAAAAGUACCACCAUACGUAUGUGGAAGGUGCCAAUCGAUACAAGGUGAAUCGUAACUACUUUGACAAACAGAAGUUCUAUACACACGAAUGGGAUUUCUUCUACAUCUACCCACCACCCGAGUUGUCUCCCAACGCAAGUGUGUUGGUACCAUUAGCCCAGGUAGAACAUUUCAUCUGGAUCAUAAACAGACACUUGAAAACCCACCUCGGCAUACCAAUUAUGGAGAGAGACCCCGGCUUUAUCAUCGACUGCCCCGACGAUGGAACGCCCCGUCCAAGAUACAUUGGCCGUUCGAACGACUACGAAACAGCGGUCCUUACCAAGAAGGCCAUCCCCUCGAAAGGGUACAGGCCACCAAACGAGCCUGCCUCAAGCACCAAACCAUCCGAUGAAUCCCUGGAGGCUUUCAAAGAAAGGAUGGAAGAGAUGCUCGAGAUGGACAAGAAGAAGAAGCAAGCUCUCAAGUCGAAGAAGCAAGCUGUGCGGUUUGCGAAGCAACAGGGAUGGAACCGUGUGACGAAGCGUGUGCAGCGUUACCUUGGUCUCAGAGGCAGGCAGACAGAGGUUGAUGAAUGGGGCAUCAAAGUUUCAGCUCCUACCGCUGGAGAUGGCCUGGCUAAAAUCGAGGCUGAUCUAGCUAAACUCAACAUCAAGACGCAGAUUGAUGUCACCAAACCCGUGCCAUUCAAACAAGAAUCAUCCGUGGUUUUCAUCUGUGUCGACGUCGAAGCCUACGAGAAAAAUCACAGACUCAUUACGGAAAUCGGAAUCGCCACUCUUGAUACCGCAGAUAUCGCGAACGUCGUCCCCGAAGACCGCGGCACCAACUGGUUCUCAGCCAUCCGCGCUCGCCACUUCAGAGUAAAAGAGUUUGGCCAUCUGAACAACACAGAAUACCUCCAAGGCUGCGCCGACAUGUUCCGCUUUGGGACAAGCGAAUGGAUCAAAAUCGCCGACGCCCCCAAAUCCGUCGCCGACUGCUUCAAGGCCCCCUUCUCCAACCCCCUCUCCCCCUCCCCCAUUGACCCCUUCGAAAAGCGCAAAAUCGUGCUCGUCGGCCACGACCUCCCCGCCGACAUCGCCUUCCUCCGCCAACUCGGCUACGACCCGGGCAACCUCUCCAACCUCCUCGAAUGCACCGACACCACUCACAUGUACCGUGCCUUUCGGCAAGAGCCGAACAAUAGUGGGCUGGGGAAGGUGUUAGCCGACCUCGAUAUCGCGGGGUGGGACCUUCAUAAUGCUGGUAAUGAUGCGGUGUACACGCUGCAAGCUAUGGUGGCUAUUGCUGUCAAAUCACUGGUUGAGAAGCAGGGGUUUAGGGAGAGGGAGAAGGAGGUUAUCGAGAAGAAGAUUAAGGAGGCUAUGGAGGCAGCGGCGGAGGUUGUGAGGGAGAAUAAGGAGGGGUGGAGCUCGGGAGGGGAGGAUAGCGAUGGGGGUGUUCCGGGGCCGCCGCUGGGGGAGGAGAAUACGCAGCAGCAGCAGUAUGGAUCACCGGGGGCGAAUAGGAAGGAAAAUUCUGCGCGUGGGGGGGCGAGUUAUGGCGCUGCGAGGGGGAUGAAGUCGUCGUGGAGACGGAGGGGUGGUUCGAAUCCGGCUCCGGUUCGUAAACCGGAGAGGGAGGAUCGCGACGUCUUUUAA